GAAGAUGGCGUCCCCCAGAAGGAACCUGGCUCAGGUACAAGCCUGGAUUGGGACGUCCCACGGCAUCACUGACCUGAGCCAAAAAAUUAGCUUCUACGACCAGUGGGCUUCCGAUUACGAUCAGGAUGUGGGCACCCUGGAUUACCAAGCUCCCCGCCUGGCUGUUGACUGCCUGGCCUCAGCCUUCCUCUCCUCUCCCCAAGAGGCCCUGCUCCUAGAUGUGGCCUGUGGUACUGGGCUGGUGGCUGUUGAGCUACAGAAACGGGGAUUCUGCCACCUGCAUGGAGUAGAGGGCAGCAAAAGUAUGCUAGAGGUGGCCAAGAACCGAGGCUUGUACCAACAGCUGAGCCUCUGUAUUCUGGGCCCAGAGCCCCUGCCUGGCCCUUCAGAUCACUACGAUGCCGUGACGGUUGUUGGGGCCCUCAGUGAUGGGCAGAUUCCUUGCAGUGCAGUGCCGGAGCUCCUUCGAGUCACUAAGCCAG
Messenger RNA from Gracilinanus agilis (Agile Gracile Mouse Opossum), 482 nucleotides. It is a transcript of the gene METTL27, whose product is annotated as methyltransferase like 27. The transcript has 4 exons. Lineage: Eukaryota; Metazoa; Chordata; Mammalia; Didelphimorphia; Didelphidae. The record is from RefSeq and is a predicted model, not a curated record. The annotation marks the transcript as partial.